Molecule: messenger RNA, 1559 nt
Organism: Bradysia coprophila
Lineage: Eukaryota; Metazoa; Arthropoda; Insecta; Diptera; Sciaridae
Product: enhancer of split mgamma protein-like
Biological process (GO): regulation of DNA-templated transcription
Molecular function (GO): protein dimerization activity; DNA binding
Source: RefSeq, a predicted model, not a curated record
GCAUGUUUUUCAUCAUUCAGAAUUCAGUUCUUGAACAGUUAACAUAUCUCGUUGAGAGAGCGAACGUUAUACACACAAUAUUUUUUCGAACACAGUAUUAUACGAACUCGUAUAUAGUGGUAACACGAAACAGUUUUUAACGGCAGAAGCGAAUUUGAGUGAAAAUUUUUUCGUUGUUUGAUUUUGUGAAGUGAAGGAAGAAAAAAAUAUUUUGUUUAAAAUGGCAUAUACAAAUACGCAAGAAUCAGUUAUUGUCAAGGGACCGGCACCAUUGGAACCAGUGUCCAGAACAUAUCAAUAUCGUAAAGUGAUGAAACCGAUGCUAGAACGCAAACGUCGUGCAAGAAUCAAUCGUUGUUUGGACGAAUUGAAAGAGCUGAUGGUCACAGCUCUACAGUCGGAAGGCGAAAAUGUUUCGAAAUUGGAAAAAGCUGAUAUUCUAGAAUUGACCGUUCGUCAUUUGCACAAAUUGAGACGUCAUCAACGCUUAUCAGCCAAUCGUGUCGUCGAUUCCGACAGAUUCCGUGCCGGUUUCGAGCAUGCAGCCAAAGAGGUAUCUCGUUGCCUGGCCUCUACCCCAUACGUUGACAUUCAAUUGGGAACAAAUCUAAUGGAACAUUUGGCUCACCGACUCAACGAUUUGGACAAAGUUCAACCACUGUCCAUCCAAGUUGGACAAACUUUGUAUUCACCACCGACCUCACCAUCCGUAUGCAGUGAAAGUCAUUACACAAUGCCAUUGACACCGGCAUCAUCUCGAUCGGGUCACAGCAGUUCGACCCCAUCACCCCGACCAAUGGAAUAUACCAGUUUGAAUAGUAUCACAUCGCAUCAUCAGGGACUUCUUAAAGUUGCACAACCGUCGAAAGAACCAGUUUGGCGCCCAUGGUAAAAUCUCAACCGUGAAUUAAUUAAGUGCCCGAACCAAAAAAAAGUUUUUUUUUUUUUAAACGAACAGUGCAAAGUAUAUAGUGUUUUAAAAGAAGAUUUUCGGUUUCGUAGGAUUAUUCUUUUCGUUUGAUAUAGAGAAAGAGAAAAAUUUUAAAUGGCAAAUCAAUUAAACGAGAGUGACUGAAUAAUUUGUUGAAAUAAUGUCACUUGAAAUACGAACGAUGCCGUAGAAUUUUUUUUAUUUAUUUUCGAUGAUUUUUCCUUUCGAAAUAUUUUUGUUUUUAAGUUAAAGUGUGGAAUCAAUGCCAGUAAAAACGUGUAGAAUUUUUUACAAAAAAUCCAAAUAAUUAACCGUAAAUUUGUUUUGUUUUUUUCUUAUCGUAAUUCAAUUGAUUAAGACGAUCUCAAAAUGUUUUUUUUAUUAUUAUUUGUUUUUUAGUAGAGAAAGACUUAAUUUUGUAUAACUUCAAGAAGCUUUAAUUAGUUGUUUAAGAUUAGGAUGUGAUAUUUGUCGUAUAAUUCCGUGGUUUUAUAAAAUGAUAGAACGAAAAUGUAAAGCAAUUUGCAAUGAUUAGCUUAUGGUAUUACAAGAAUUAUAUUGUCUGUGAUACAAGAUGAAGAAUAUUUUUUAUGUUUUUUGUUUAAACGAAAAUAAAAAACGAUUUUUU